Molecule: messenger RNA, 1079 nt
Organism: Dermacentor andersoni
Lineage: Eukaryota; Metazoa; Arthropoda; Arachnida; Ixodida; Ixodidae
Product: phospholipid scramblase 2-like
Biological process (GO): plasma membrane phospholipid scrambling
Cellular component (GO): plasma membrane
Molecular function (GO): phospholipid scramblase activity
Source: RefSeq, a predicted model, not a curated record
ACGACGAGCAAGAAGCACAGCAGCUGACUAACCACCAGCUAUGCCACCCAUCAGGCCUGCGUUGGCUCGGCGAGGACCAGCGGCAGCCGCAGGCGGAGUACAAAGAUUACGGGCUCCUGCAGCCGCAGGCGGAGUACAAAGAUUAGGGGCUCCUGCAGUGAGAGCUCCGUUGCAGAAGCCGCAAGUUCCGAGGCAAUCCAUCGUGUGCGCACCCGGCCUUGAGUACCUGGCCCUCAUCGAUCAAAUUAUAAUACAGCAGCAAGUGGAGCUCUUCGAAGUUAUCACUGGCAUCGAAACUUGCAACUCCUACGAAGCUAAGAACUCGAUGGGCCAGUUUAUAUACUACAUCACCGAAAAUUCGGGUUGUUGUGCAAGGUGUUGCUGCGGGCCGAGGCGAUGCCUGGAAAUGGACGUUCGCGACUACACGAGCUCCGUGGUGAUGCACUUCGUGCGGCCACUGCGGUGUGUGCACACGAUGUUUUGCUGCUGCUGUUGCUGGUGUUGCUGCCUGCAGGAAAUGGAAGUUCAAGCACCUCCUGGAAAUACCAUCGCAUACGUAUAUCAGCAGUGGUCCUUAUGCUAUCCGUCGUUCGGUAUAUACGACCGCAACCAGAAGCGAGUGCUGGACAUAGUGGGACCGCUGUGCACUCAAAGCAUACCUUGUAAAUGCGAUGUCGAUUUCACGGUCUACUCAACCAACGGCCACGCAAUUGGAAAUAUUAGCAAGCACUGGAGCGGGUUAGUGAAGGAGUUGUUCACGGAUGCCGACACCUUCGGCGUCAGUUUUCCGUUGGACAUGGAUGUGCAUUUGAAGGCCGCUCUCAUCGCCGCCACAAUGCUCAUAGACUACAUGUUCUUCGAAGAAGCAUACAAUCGAAGCGAUGACAGAGGACCCGGAGUAUGAACUGAUUCCGCCGACUGCGUAGAGCGAAAUGGCUUCGUCAGCCAUUGCACUCGAUGCAGUGGCUUGAGUUCUCAAUACUCGACUCGACCGAGUGCUACCCUUCAAAUCAGACUCGAUUCCACUUAUAGUUAGUACGAUGUAAUUCGGGGCAAGCCUUAAAAUUGUUUUUCUCAUA